Megalobrama amblycephala (Wuchang bream) is the source of this 1946-nucleotide messenger RNA. Its product is annotated as major histocompatibility complex class I-related gene protein-like. Bases 377 to 1396 code for a protein of 339 amino acids. Lineage: Eukaryota; Metazoa; Chordata; Actinopteri; Cypriniformes; Xenocyprididae. The transcript is spliced from 7 exons. Gene Ontology annotation, cellular component: external side of plasma membrane. Gene Ontology annotation, biological process: immune response. The record is from RefSeq and is a predicted model, not a curated record.
UUUCUUCAUUUAUUUCUUUGGAUGUUAAAAAAAGAAAACAGCAGGUUGUGAUGGUUUUCCAUAUAGCCUAUGCCAUUCAAAGGCUAUAAUGUUAUUUAAGAAUCUGCCUAAUAAUAAGAAAGUGAAAGUAAAAAAAAAAAAAAGAGAGAGAGUGAGAGAGAGAGAGAGAAAACGAAACACAUGAGGAAGAAAACCUCGUGGCAGCUAAGUUACAAUAGACUGUCAAGCACGAUCAAAAACAUUAAAGAAGUAGGCAACACAACACCUAUUUGUUGAAAGAAAGAUUUUGCAUCGAUUUUGGAUCGUGUUAAGAAGGGACACGCACAAAAUAUUUUCAGAGAUUAUCCAUAAACGCCUGGAUUCAUUAAUUUAGAGAAUGCUCAAGCUUGCGUAUCUGUUGUCAUGCUUGACAAUCGUCAGUGGAGGUUCUCACUCACUGAUAGCUUUGGUAACAUAUAUAGCUGGACAGACACCAUUUCCAGAGUUCAGUGCUGUGCUGAUGUUGGAUGAUCUGCAAAUAGUGUAUUAUGACUCUGUCACAUGGAAAGCUGUCUAUCGCACUAACAGUGAUUCAAAAUACUAUGAUGAAGAACAAAGUGAUGCUGGUGUUGUAUUUAAGGACAUGUAUAAUGGCAUGAAAACUCGUGAUUUUUAUGUUAAGAAACACCUAAAUCACACAGAUGGUGUACAUGUUCUUCAGAGAUUUGCUGGAUGUGAACUGUUGAAUGAUGAUAAACCAGGUCCACUUCAUUUCUGGGAUGCUUUUGAUAAACAAAGUAUGGAGGAGUUCACAUAUGACCUGGAAAAAAACGAUAUCCAGAUGAAAAAGCCAUGGAUAAUACCGUGUGACCAAGUGAAACUGCUUAAACUAAAGUUUAUAUAUAAAAAUGUUUAUCAUCCUAUUUGCAUUAAAGUUUUGCGGAGGUACCUGAAUAUGGAAAAGAACAAUGUGAUGAGAAAAGUGAAACCCAGAGUCAGACUCAUGAGGAAGACACUCACAGACUCUCAAGGGCUUCAGAUGAGCUGUCUGGCCACUGGUUUUUACCCCCGUCACAUUAACCUGACUCUGUUCAGAGAUGAUCAGCCUGUGGAUGAUGAUCAGAUCACAGGAGGAGAGAUUCUGCCCAAUGGAGACGGAACUUACCAGAUGAGGAAGAGUUUGGUGAUCAGCACAGAAGAACCAAGUGAAGGACACAAAUACAACUGUACAAUGAAGCACCUCAAUCUGGACAACAAACUGGACAUUACAUUUGUUUCAGAUGUGGCUGAAUCUGAUCCAGGAUCCCUCAGUCUGUCUGCAGUUAUCAGUGUGCUGAUGUUAAUGUGUGUGGCUAUUUUCACCAUAACUGCUCUCAUCAUAUGGAGGAAGAAGAGACGAGCUGCUGGACGAGUCUGAGAUGUCACAGUGUAAAUACUCCCCUACUCCAUCUUCAAGAUGAGGUCAAGACAAAAUGCAAAACUUUGUAGAUGCUAUUUGGGUUAUGCUAUGAUAACGACUUUCACAAUGAUAGUUGAUUAAAAUGACAAAGGAACUCUGCACAGACCCCUAUGACCAGCUUCAUCUCCAUACCAGCAUGAAGAAUCCAAUCAUGAAACAGAAGAAACUAGAUUAAAUAUUUUGAAUGCUACAGAUAUCCACAAUCUGACUUCUGACUUGUGAUGCAGCCUGAAUCAUAAUCAUAUCAUGUUUGUUCGUUAGCCAGAGGAGAACUGGCUCUCCGACUGAGGCUCGCUUCUCCCAAGGUUUUUUUCUCCGUUUUCUGUCACCUGAAGGAAUUUGGGUUGAAUCGUAUUGAAUCGUUAUUUUCUUGUUUAUCACUGUAAUGCUGCUUUGAAACAAUCUGCAUUGUAUUAAAGGUACAAUAUGUACAUUUUUCGCCACUAGAGGUCGCCUAUUCAAAUCAAAGGCGUAGCUUGAUGAUGGCGAGUUUGAGCGUGGAAUCUUG